AUGCAUAUAAUUUCACUAAAGAUAUUAAUUUUGUAUUUGUAUGUUUCAGUCGGAGCUGGAUCUGCCGGGGCUGUGGUGGCGAAUCGACUUUCUGAAGAUCCGAGUGUCAAAGUCCUAGUCAUCGAAGCUGGUGGUAAAGAGAAUUUGGUAACAGAUAUUCCAUUAGCAGCGGCCAUGCUUCAGCAAACUCCCAUAGACUGGGCCUACCAAACUGAACCCCAGGAAGCAGCUUGUUUCGGACUUGUUAAUAGAAGGAGUCGCUGGCCUAGGGGAAGAGUGCUUGGUGGAUCCAGUGUCCUCAAUUACAUGUUAUAUGUACGGGGUAAUCCCAAGGACUACGAUCAGUGGGCUGCACAUGGAGCUUAUGGAUGGAGUUGGAAAGAUGUAUUUCCUUAUUUUUUAAAAUCAGAAGAUAACAGAGAUCCUGCAUUGGCAAAAAAUGGUUAUCAUGCUACCGGAGGUUAUUUGACCGUGUCCACUCCUUCUUAUGCGACUCCCUUGGCCUUUUCUUUCUUGGAAGCCGGCAAGCACCUCGGAUAUGAAAACGUGGACAUUAAUGGGGCGAGACAGACUGGUGUCUUAAUACCUCAAGGGACAAUUCGAAGAGGUGCCCGAUGCAGCACAGCCAAGGCAUUUUUACAACCAAUCAAGAAAAGAAAGAACUUCGACGUAGUAACGUAUGCCUAUGCGACUAAGAUCCACUUUGAUCAUUUCAAGAGGGCCAAGGCAAUUGAAUUUGAUCGUUUAAAGAUGACUUACAUAGUUAAAGCUAGAAGAGAAAUCAUUCUGUCUGGAGGAUCUAUCAAUACUCCACAGUUAUUAAUGCUGUCCGGGAUAGGUCCAAGGCAUCAUCUUCAGGAACUCGGGAUCCCAGUCAUUGCUGAUCUUCCAGUCGGAUACAAUCUACAAGAUCACAUUUAUCCUGGUGGUAUCCAUUAUUUAGUGAAAGAGCCUGUUGCCAUUGUACAGCCAAGAGUUUUUACUUUGAAGGAAAUCAUUCGCUAUCUUUCAAUUGGAAGAGGUCCUCUAACUGUCCUUGGAGGUGUCGAAGGUCUAGGCUUCGUGAAUACUAAAUAUGCCAAUAAGUCAGAAGACUACCCAGAUGUAGAAAUCCAUUUUCUUUCCGGAUCACCAGCUGCGGAUGGUGGUCAGACAUUUCAGCGUGUCAUGGGACAGAGACGGGAGAUGUGGGAGAAAGUCUACAAACCAUAUGCCUACAGGGAUUCUUACACUUUCUGUCCUGUACUGCUGAGGCCGAAAAGUAGAGGUUAUCUGAAGCUAAGAUCUGCAGACCCAUAUGAUCCUCCUAUCAUCGACCCGAGAUACUUGACCCACCCUCAAGAUGUUCUUACAAUGGUUGAAUCAAUGAAGAUAUGCCUUGCAUUUGGUGACUCGCCGCCUUUCAAAAAAUAUGGAGGCCACCGAUUUGAAACAACAUUUCCUGGUUGUGAAAUUUAUGUCAAAUAUAGUGAUGAGUAUUUAGCUUGCGUAGCUCGAACGUUCACGUCUACUAUCUAUCAUCCAGUGGGAACAUGCAAAAUGGGCGCACCAGAUGAUCCAACUGCAGUCGUCGAUCCACAACUCAGGGUGAAGGGUGUGCAUGGCCUUCGUGUAGUGGAUGGAUCUAUUAUGCCGACUAUUGUGUCAGGAAAUACAAAUGCUCCUAUCAUCAUGAUUGGAGAGAAAGCGGCAGACAUGAUUAAAGGUGUAAAGACAGUUAUUAAGCGUAAAGACAAAAAGAAGAAGAAGAAGCGGUGAUGAUGGGAAGUUAUUUAGUUUUAUUAAGUUAUAAAAUUCAUAGAUUUAGUCAUGAAAGCACAAUCUUCGUAUGCUUGAAACUUUUACAGAAUUAAAGCCAUUUUUCUGCAGGGAUUCUACAUAGAAUGUGCAAUACAAGAUUCUGUACAGAUAUAGCUAUGAAAUGAACAAUUAAUGCUGCCAAAAUUGGCAGUAAUAUUCAGGUUUCUUAUGUGUUUGCUUUGACUUGAAACAUGGACGAAAAAAAGUUAACAGUCUUCAUAUAAAUAAUUUCAUAUUCAUGCAUGAUGCUGCGGUAUAUUGCCACAGUGAUAGUUGUUUGCUGAAGAUAGGAUGAGAUGUGUUGAUCAUAACGCCAACAGCUUUUGAUAAGCUCCUGUGAAAUGAAUUCUUUAAUGAUGCCAAUCACUUGUAAAUAGGUAUCUGCUUUCAAGCCGAGAGGUUAUUACUGGUAGAUUUCUUUUAUUCACCGCAAUGGUUCUAUAAAAAGUAUGCAUACUUAAGGUUAUGAAUAUUCACGUGCGCCAUAAACUUUAAAAGGAUAACUGACAUUCUUCUGUAAUUCCUCUGUAACAGUGACACAAAUUAUACUCUUUCCAUUUCAUUAUAUUUCUUCAUUAUGAUCAAUUUAAAAUUACUGUGAAGCUGAUCUAGUAUGUUCAAAUUAACUUUAGAUUUUGGAAAUUUAAAGUAAAAUUAUUUGCACUUACAGGAUAUGAAGAAAUUUUGAUACUUUGUAUUGAAAUUAAAUUAGUUAUUUAAUUAUUAAAGCUAUUUAUUACAAACUAAAUUACUGUUUUAACAUACUUUUAAACUAUUUACAUCGCUGAAAAAUCGACCCAGUUUAAACUAAAAUUCCUGAAGUUAUUUAGAUUAAAAGAAAUAGAAAUGCAAAACGUCUGACGAGUAUUUUAAGAUACGCAUAAAAAUGAUUUAAAUAAGAAUAGGAAAAACAUAAUAGCUGAUCAAGUUCCAAGUUGAGUAAUGGAAGAAAAGAGUCGUAAUUUUGAAGAUAUAGUUGAUCCUUGAACGACGUGAGUUUGAAAUGAAUGACUCUAUUCAUCACGAAAUGUUUUAAUAAGCAUGUUGGUAAAUUUUGGAGGUUUAAUAUUCUUUGAAAAGUGCUCAGAUGCGCAUCUUAAUAUCAAAAGCAUUAAGAAAGUCACCUACAUUAAUGCAUGCAUAAUAUAUGCAUGUACGCAGGAUAUACUUAUAUCUAUUAUGCAAUUUUACUGUCAAAAAACGAGUGCACAUGUAUUGCGAGGUAUUUUCGUUUAUUGCGCCUAGUUUUAGGAGUACAUAGUAUAUCAUCAUUAUACAUUUUACCACAUAAAACAGCUUUGAUGUAAAUGAAGGUAGCAAGACGAUUUCUCACGCCACAACGCGGGCUUUAGAUAAAUACACGGUUUGACUGAAACACACUAUUAUAAAUAUACGUUCUCUUAAACUUUUUUAACAGUUUUCUGAAACUAACUUUUUCCUAAGAAUACAGUGAGCGAAACACGUAGCAUACAAGCUGUGUUUCAUAUAACGUCAGUUUUAUUGCCAAGCCUUCGGUUAAAGUUAUUAAAGGUACAUUGCCAAAAGUGACGUUUUGAAAAAAUGAGACGCAUAUGGGGAUAUUGAACAAUGAGAGGUGCCGGCGCCUUAUUUCCCGUUUGUGAAAGGAUCAACUAUAUUAAAGUAGAAAAACAGAUAAUAAAGAAUGGAAUUCAAUAAAAUUGUAUUUCUGUUUAAAACAUUUUAAUCAAUCUAUGAAAUACUGUUAGCACUGAUAUAAAAAUAUAUUUUGUUAUUUUAUUAAAAGUAGCACUGAAUUGAUUAAACUUUUUAAUUGUUACUUGUAACUUAAAUUUUCUUAGCAUUAGUAUGUAAAGGAUGCAUGAACUGGUAAAAUAUGGUGAAAGAUGAUUCAUUCUUUUUUUUUAAUUUAAAUAUGUAUGGAACAAACAUUAUUAUUAUAAUAGAUAAAUAGCGAUAUAAUUUUCCUAAGGUAAUCAUUCUUUGUUCAAGUUUCCAGAAUAUGCAAAUUUUAAUGAUCACAAAUGAAUAAUUUUUAUAAUAAUGCCGAAAUUCUUCGUUUAUCUCAGUGUUUUCCUUAACCAUAACCAUCUUUAUAAAGUUGGUCGGUAUAGUUGUGUAGGCUAUCAGGCCGAACGUGCUUUGCAUGUACAUCACGAAGACGCGUAAUAAGGAUAGAGAAAAAUCUUCCCUGCUUAAAAGGACGAUUGAAGAGGGCGGACCCAAUCGCCAAUCCUAGCAGUGAAUUAUUUUCUACCACCUUUUAGUUCUGGAACCAAUUGUAGAGGCCACUGCACAUUUUAGAUUGGAGCAAGAGACAUGAAAAACGGAACUCAGAACACCGAAACUCGACCUCCAGAAGUUUUCGAUGUUAGCCGAACGUUUACACGAAAUGCGAUAAGGAUGGAGAAAAUCUUUGCAUUCUCCCCACUUAGAGUCCGACUGGAGAGGUUGGAACCCAAUCGCCAACCGUAUUGGUAAAGAAUUAUCUUCCAUCCCCUUUUUCUUCGGGCGUCACUUGUAGCCACCUGUAACCACUUGCCAUUAAGCAUUUUAUUUUGGCAGAAGACUCGAAAAUGUGUACUGUCUUCGCGAGAACUCGAACUCCAGACCUUUCGAUGCUAGCUGGACAUGCUUGGUAAUUACACCACGAAGGGACGCAAAUUGGGAUUAAGAAAAACCUUACGCAGUAUGGCUGCGUUGAUAAUUUCUAAUAUAAUAUAUGACAAUGAUUUCAAGAUUGUUUCUGGCAGACGCAAAAAUAGUACAAAAGGUGUAAUAACGCUAAAGAAAUAAAAUUAGUAAGCUAAAAUAUUAAAAACAUGUACUGUAGGUGAAAUAUAUUAAUUUGCUUUUAAACUGUAAUUUCAGAAGCUUCGGGUCCAGUCAUAUAUCUACAGUUAUUUCUUUGGUCACACUCUCUCAUUAUUGAUUAAUUCUAAUGGUUAUACUAUUGAUAAGGUCACAGUUUCUUUAAUUCUUUUGCUGACUUUACAUUUCUUAAGUUUAGUAUUUUUAAGUGCUUUCAACUGCUGAAUUUAAUUGGUUCAGCUCUUCUUAUCUCAAGAAGGACUGGAUCAAGACCCCUUGUUCACGGCAUAUGCUUACGCACCCCGGAGCCCACGGUCCAGAAAGCAGAUUUCGGGCACUGCAGGCCUUGACCCAUUAGGGCUGUUACGCCACUGAGCUUAGUUUAAUAGAAUAAUUAGACUAAUAUGUCGAACUGCCUUCUUAUUUUUGCUUUUUUAAUACUGGUUGCAUUUUGCAAUAGAACAGUUUUCAUCUGUCAUUUGAACAUAAAACAAAUAUGAUUUCUAUAAUGAACACUGCUGAAACUUCCUUAGAAAUUUGUACUAAUGUCACUUAUAUUGAAAUCCAUUAUCAUUUAAUAAAAUUUAAAUGUUGUUCCUUCCGCACAUGAAUAAUGAACCCAUUCAUAAAAUGAUAUCCUCCCCAUUCAAUGCACAGCGCAGAGAACAUAUUUUAUUUUCGAGAAAAAAACGAUUACUGGAUAAAUAUUAAUUUUCUCCUAUUAAAACCAAAUCUCGGCUCAGUUCGUUAGUUCCAGGCUUCCCAGAACAUAGUGAUAGUCAUAUGCUAUCAAAAACUUGUGGCUUUGCAAGUCCGCGGAAUUUCUACUUUUUAAGUUAAUGGACCCACUUCAACAUUAUGUUACAUUUUAUUUUUCCAAGUUUUGAAAAUUUUAUUUUACGUUUAUUAUUACUUAAGUUUCAAGAAUUAAUUGGUUUAGAAAAUAAAUAUUUAAACCUAAGCAGUGUACGGAAUUCAUUGCGAAGUUAUGCGAAAAUAAUUUUAAACGCUUUGAAAAUUUUAGGACUGUGCUUUGUGUAACUUUUUAUAAAGUCGUUCAAAGAUUACUUCUAUUAACUCUUUUGGAACACCAGUUCUUUUGCGUAUGUGCGCUUUAAAUAAGCAUUUGCGCAUUUACGAUAUCGGUACUGAUAAUUCUUUAUGUAACGUUAACUAUAAAUUAAUUAAUAAAUUUUUGAAGCUUGGUAGCCAAAAACCAAAGGCUAGUUUACAAUGUUGCCAUGUUGUAUUAUCCUGUAAGUAAUACUUUGAAGGAACUGUAAAUAUAUUUAUUUAUUUUGUGUUUAUUGUGUGUGAAUAUUGUCCAUAAUAUAGAUUAUAUAUAUAUGUAUAUUUCAUAGGCUGCUGUAAAUUAAAAUCCUUGAUUUGCAGCGGCUCGUUUAUUUUACUGUUCACUGUACCUGACUGAAAUAUUUCCAAUCUGAAACUUGUUGGGCUAUAUAUUCAUUCAUUUAGUCUACAAAUUCUUUUCAUGACGUUCUUGAUUUCAUGUUUCAUGAUUUCAUGUUUUCAUGUUGUGAAAUCGGGUAAUAAACUUCGGGUGAAAUGGUUAUUUGGAACACUGGAUUAUGUCUUUUUUAAAAACUGUUUGGAAAGUAACUUUAUUAUGCAAACUGAUGUAUGAAAAUAAA
Stegodyphus dumicola is the source of this 6242-nucleotide messenger RNA. Its product is annotated as glucose dehydrogenase [FAD, quinone]-like. The record is from RefSeq and is a predicted model, not a curated record. Gene Ontology annotation, molecular function: flavin adenine dinucleotide binding; oxidoreductase activity, acting on CH-OH group of donors. NCBI's taxonomy places the organism in Eukaryota, Metazoa, Arthropoda, Arachnida, Araneae, Eresidae.